GGCAGGCAAGGUCAAGGUUAAUUCGAUGGUCACUGGAGGACAGCACUAUAUAAGACCCGGCACAGUAGGUCAGGCAUCAGUACUCAUCAGCCUCACUCACCAUGAAGUUUAUGCUCCUGUUCUUCGUGGCCAUCGCCGCCCCCCUGCUCACCCUCAGCGCCCCAGCGGCUCUGGACUCCAGCGAGGAGGUGGAGGUAGUGCCCAUCCUGAGGGACGACCGUGUCCACGAGGAGGACGGAAGGUUCAACGUGGAAGUUGAGACUGGCAAUGGCAUCCGUUUGUCUCAGUCCGGUUCCCCCGACGGUAACAAUGGGGCAGUCAUCCAGGCUGGACGAGUCUCCUACACCGCCCCUGACGGCACCCCAGUUGAAGUGAUAUUUGUCGCCAACGAGAACGGCUACCAGCCCCAGUCUGACCUGCUGCCAGUGGCUCCCGAGUUCCCCCACCCAAUCCCUCAGUUCGUACUGGACCAGAUCGCCUUCGCUGCUGCAGAGGACGCUGCCCGCUCCGAGGACUCAGAGGAGUCUUAAAGCUUCAAAGUCAAAUCUGUUUCAUCGGCUUUUGAUUCCUAUAGUGAAUUAUCUAUUACCAACCAAUUAUAUUUAUGAUAUUAAUUUUGAAAAUAAAACUAACCAUGAAA
Molecule: messenger RNA, 640 nt
Organism: Homarus americanus (American lobster)
Lineage: Eukaryota; Metazoa; Arthropoda; Malacostraca; Decapoda; Nephropidae
Product: cuticle protein AMP1A-like
Exons: 3
Coding region: 102-530 (142 amino acids)
Cellular component (GO): chitin-based extracellular matrix
Molecular function (GO): structural constituent of chitin-based larval cuticle
Source: RefSeq, a predicted model, not a curated record